AUGCCUAAGCAUUCGUCUGCAGGCUGGGGCUGGAGAGUACUCAUCUUAACUCAAGCGUCUAAAUCGGGGAACGGGUCGAUGAAGGAAAACUGGAAAUGCCCCAUCUGCCACCAGGACGCCCGCCCGCAGAGCCUAGUCGUCGACGGCUUCUUAGUUGAAGUCCGCGAGGAGUUGGCGCGCACCAGCCGACUCGAAACCGCUCGAGCAAUUCAAGUCAAAGCCGGCGGCUCGUGGCAAGUCAGGGCCGAAACGGAGGUUUCGGAUCGAAGCGGUUUAGACCGAACUGCAUCCAAGCGAAAACACAUCGGCGCCAAUGCAGAUUAUCCGGCCUCCCAAAGACCCAAGGUCGAACAGGAGCCGCGUCUUAUUACGAAUGGCGAUACCAAUGUCCAAACGACUCACCAACAACCCCCCGAAGUCAUCACCUUAGAUUAG
This is a messenger RNA of Aspergillus melleus, 435 nucleotides long. RefSeq lists its product as uncharacterized. Bases 1 to 435 code for a protein of 144 amino acids. Gene Ontology annotation, biological process: protein sumoylation. Gene Ontology annotation, molecular function: SUMO ligase activity. The record is from RefSeq and is a predicted model, not a curated record. The transcript has a single exon. Lineage: Eukaryota; Fungi; Ascomycota; Eurotiomycetes; Eurotiales; Aspergillaceae.